This is a messenger RNA of Emericellopsis atlantica, 1074 nucleotides long. RefSeq lists its product as uncharacterized. NCBI's taxonomy places the organism in Eukaryota, Fungi, Ascomycota, Sordariomycetes, Hypocreales, Bionectriaceae. The coding region runs from base 1 to 1074 and encodes 357 amino acids. The record is from RefSeq and is a predicted model, not a curated record. The transcript has 3 exons.
AUGAGACUCACUCCGCAAUCGGUUGCCAUCCUUUCGGCGGCGCUUAGCGUCGUCGACGCGGCUUUGCAAGAAGCCAACGAGCCACUUAUUGAUGAGUCUUUCGACCCUUUCACCGACGGCACUUGGGGAACCAAGAACAUCGACGGAGUCGAAUGGAAAUACCUCGAGGUCCCCGGUGGUGACUAUGUUCCCUGGGUCUCGGGUGAGACCAUUCAACCUGAUCCCGGCUUUGAGAACGAAUACUACAAAGAAGAAGACUCCGACGCUGACUCCACGGGCCAGCUCACCAAGUUUGACCUGGAGAGCGCCGGCGAACCGAAUGAUGUCUAUUACACUCUUUGCGAGGAGGCCAUAAACUGCGAGGUUCGCGUGGAUGAGGACGGCAACAAGGUGAUUCACUUUAUGCAAGACAUGGAAAUCGAUUCGGAAUGGUGGAACUCUACUUUCGCGCCGACCCUGUCCGAGGACCUGGACCUAGACGACGACAACAUCGUGGCGGGCGACAGUCUCGAGUCACGCGCGCACCACUGCCACGGUCACAAGAUCUGCACCGAGAUUUCCAUGCGCCAUGCUCGCACAAACUAUGGAAGCCGUCCGCCCAAGGACCUUAUUCCCGCUCUCAAGAACCACUGCAUCAACACUGGCUGCAACGCUAGCCCUUUCAAGCUUAACACCCAAGUUUGGCGCACCGUCUCUACCCCCGCCAAGCUCCUGGUUACGCCAUCGGGUAUCUACAGCAUCGGCCAGAAGCCCAAGCUCAUCGACCUAAUUGGCAAGGCCAUUCGUUCCAAGACCAAGAUCAAGAACCACUACCUUUGCAUUGCCAACCCCGUUACCGGUACCUGUGACCCUUACAGCCUCAAGACGUUGGAAGCCUCCAAGUAUUUCCAGGUCGCCCGUUUUGUGCGGAACGGCGCUGGGCAGCUGGCUCUUCAUGGCUCUCUGGGUGUUGCGGUCAAGCUUACCGAUGUCGCCGGUAUCUCUUGCGCGGAUGUUGUUUCUGCAUUGACUUCCGCCGUCUCUGGCGUCCCAGGAGGUGGUUACUUUGGGUUCCUGAGCUUGAUCUGUAGUUAG